This is a messenger RNA of Chondrus crispus (carragheen), 180 nucleotides long. RefSeq lists its product as hypothetical. The transcript has a single exon. NCBI's taxonomy places the organism in Eukaryota, Rhodophyta, Florideophyceae, Gigartinales, Gigartinaceae. Bases 1 to 180 code for a protein of 59 amino acids. The record is from RefSeq and is a predicted model, not a curated record.
AUGAAAGAGACAGAAAGACUAUGGAAACGCACUGUCUCUCGAAAGAAGUCGCAUGGCAGAAACUCAUCAUCAGCGAAGACGUCUAUUCCACGGGCACGAACGAUCUCCCCUAAGAGAAGGGUACGAGCAUCGCAUGUGCGCACUACAACAAGCUCGAGCAACUACAGUUCAAGAACGUGA